Messenger RNA from Cynocephalus volans (Philippine flying lemur), 1757 nucleotides. RefSeq names its product zinc finger CCCH-type containing 8 (gene ZC3H8). Bases 89 to 1006 code for a protein of 305 amino acids. Gene Ontology annotation, cellular component: nucleus. Gene Ontology annotation, biological process: negative regulation of DNA-templated transcription. The transcript has 9 exons. Gene Ontology annotation, molecular function: metal ion binding; RNA binding. The record is from RefSeq and is a predicted model, not a curated record. Lineage: Eukaryota; Metazoa; Chordata; Mammalia; Dermoptera; Cynocephalidae.
UUUUGAGCGGACCAGGAGGGCGCUUCAUCCGCUCUGGUUGUUACCCUGCAGCCACCCAGCUCGCGGGACGCAGGCCUUCGCCUGGGUUAUGGAUUUUGAGAAUCUUUUCUCAAGACCCCCCAAUCCGGCCCUCGGCAAAAAACCGGCCACGGACUCUGACGAAAGAAUCGAUGAUGAAAUAGAUGAUACAGAAGUUGAAGAAACACAAGAAGAGAAAAUAAAAUGGGAAGUAAAACUGGAGUGUGAGCAAAUUCCCAAAAAAUUUAGGCACUUUGGAAACUCUACAUCACCGAAGAGUUUACUGCGUAGAAAAUCAAGAAGUAAAGACUAUGAUGUAUGUAGUGAUAAUGAUAUCUGCAGUCCUGUAUCAGAAGAUAGUUUUGCCAAAGAGCUUCAGCAGUACAUACAAGCUAAAGAAAUGGCAAAUGCUGCUCAACCCUUACCAUUUCUUGAAAAAUCCUUGAAGAAAGAGGGAGUAGAAAAUACCCAGCAAGCUGCUAAGCAAAAGAAUAAAAAUCUUAAAUCUGGUCGCAAGAAUGGUAAACAGAAGAAAAUAAAGCGAAAAUGGCCUGACACUGGAAAAAAAGGAUCCAAAGCUUUACAGAGGAACAAAGGCCCACAGGAAGAGGAUGGUAAACCUAAAGAGAAGCAGCAGCAUGUGAGAAUGAGUCAAGGAUUCAUCAACCAACAUACAGUAGAGUGGAAGGGAAAGCAAGUUUGUAAAUAUUUUCUUGAAAGGAAAUGCAUUAAGGGAGACCAGUGUAAAUUUGAUCAUGAUGCAGAGAUAGAGAAGAAAAGGGAAAUGUGUAAGUUUUACGUACAGGGAUAUUGUACCAGAGGCGAAAAUUGUCUGUAUUUGCAUAAUGAAUAUCCUUGCAAGUUUUACCAUACAGGAACAAAGUGUUAUCAGGGAGAAUAUUGCAAGUUUUCACAUGCUCCACUGACUGCUGAAACACAAGAACUGUUGGCUAAAGUUUUGGAUACUGAAAAGAAGUCAUGUAAAUAAAAUAGACAUAAAAAGGGUGAGCAGAAACAGGGCCUCACAUUCUCAGCUCUGCCUCUUCUGCACUUUUAUCUGGACAAUCAUCUCUUUCGUUUGCACCUAAUUUUUUUUGCUGUGCUUAACCGGGAUUCUCCUGCCGCUAGAAUCUCCUCAGUAUUGGGGCUUCAACCUGGAAAGUUUGGCGGGUUCCAGGGGGCAGUCUGCUCUAGCAACUGAAACUUCCUAUUGAAACAGUGAUCCCCACACCUGAGAAAACUGACCUAGAAAGGCUGGUACUGAGACAGAUCCUAGUCACAGGACUGGGUUUUAAAGAAAAAGAAAAAAUUCCUUUGGGCAUCCAGGUUAAAAGACCAAGAUAGUUAUGAUGGAAACAACAGCAUCAGUUCCGACAGAAGACAUAGAGUAACUUAUUUAAGAUACUUAAGGAGAGAAAAAUGUGAGGCAGGUAUUUUAUAUCCAAUCAAACCGGCAUCCAGGAAAAAUGCUGCACACUUUUCGGAAGUGGGAGAACUCAGGGAAUUGCCCCCCGGAGUCCCUCUUGAGGAAGUAACUGGAGAGACAUCAGCACCAGGACCGCAGCAACGCCCACCAAGACGUAAGAGACGCGUCAACCAACCGUACGUCAUAAAAUUAAUUUGGACCCCAAUUCAAACAGUGUUAAAAAUAUGAGACAACUGGGGAAAUUUGUAUCCUAAUUAGAUAUUUGAUGGUAUUAAGGAAUUUGCUGUGUUGAUAAUUACUGGGUUUUAGGUAC